Ostertagia ostertagi is the source of this 1200-nucleotide messenger RNA. The record is from the annotation of a GenBank genome assembly. Lineage: Eukaryota; Metazoa; Nematoda; Chromadorea; Rhabditida; Trichostrongylidae.
AUGGGAGAUAAGUACGGUGUUGAUUGCAGCAUGCUCGCAACGAUGAACGGGCAGUCUCAAGCCGGGCUUCCGAAUGCCGCCGCCAAAGUCGCUCAACGACAACACUGCUACCUCUGCGAUCUACCCAGAUGGCCAUGGGCUAUGUGCACCGACUAUGUGGAGCCUGUGUGUCGUGGCUGUGUCAACUACGAAGGAGCCGAUAGGAUCGAAAAUGUGAUUGAACACGCGCGAAACAUGAAAAGGGUUCACGGAUUCCCGAUCAGUGAAGUCUCCACGACGCGACAGCCACAAAAAGAGCUUCCGCAGCCGUCGACCACCACCGCCGGACGGUUGAGCCCUCAGCGGGUUAUUCCCGUUCCACCUCAACCUCAUGUUCCUCAGUUACCAUCUCAGUUGGCUCAAAUAACUGAUGUAAGUCGCCUACCAUAUCAGCUCGCUCAAAUCUCUGAUGUAUUGGCUCAGCAACAAAGGCUGUUUUCGUUGGCCCGAGGCCAGGGAGCCGGCCUUUCCGUCGAGGAUAUUGCAAUGCUUCAACAGCUACGAAAUCCCAUCAAUUCUCAAUUACUUCAUCCUGCUGUUCAAAUGGGCUUCCAAUCGCAGCUGAUGAACGGACUUUUACCAGCCGGUUUCAAUGCAGCAAUGGGUAGAAAGCGAGAACACGAUGACGACGUGAAACCCGAGCUAUUCGGCAAAGUUCAGAGGGGAGACGCACAAACAACCUCCGUUUCACCCACGUCCACACACAGCCCUGACCAUCCUGAUAUCAACGCCGAGCGGCGACGGUUUACCACUACCGGGGAACGCGUUCUUCGUUGCACAUUGUGCAAUCAAAGGCUCGAAGACACACAUUUCGUGCAAUGCCCCAGUGUCCCGGCUCACAAGUUCUGCUUCCCGUGCUCCCGUAACUCCAUUAAAAAGCAGUGCACCGGACAAGACCUUAUUGCCAUUACCGGAGAGAAAUGCCCACUUGUGAGCAGUGUGAUGCCAUGGGCGUUCAUGCAAAGCGAAAUCGCGACUAUACUUGGCGACGAGUAUGAAGAGUUCAAGCGUCAAAGAGAAGCCGCUGGUCUCAGUGCUCCUGGAGUUACAACUUCACAAGCUCAGCAGAACUCGCGUCGCAACCAGCCCAGCAAUCUUCACCAGCUUCAACCACCACCUCGAACGCCUCAUCGUCAUCAGUCGCCACCACGCCGAACAUGA